Molecule: messenger RNA, 971 nt
Organism: Uloborus diversus
Lineage: Eukaryota; Metazoa; Arthropoda; Arachnida; Araneae; Uloboridae
Exons: 5
Coding region: 74-814 (246 amino acids)
Source: RefSeq, a predicted model, not a curated record
UCCUGACGUGCCGAACAAAAAUGAAGAUAGGCAUUUUAGUUAUAUGCCAACUUUCAAAUACUAAUAGAACAAAAUGGAUAUUGUGAGUCCGAUUUUUAUCAAUAUGUUUGCCUUGAUUUUAGUACUGUUUCUCGCUCAAAAUGCUUUAGGAAAUGGAGUUGGAAACGUGGAUUGUGAACAACGAUCUUACUCGGUUUGCUCUCCUGGACGAAGAGGAGCGACUUUUCCUGGAAGCGAAGACGAUUUAAAUACCGUUUGCCCAGAGAUUAUUGAAUAUGCUGAAUGUCUUAACACCUAUGAUGAAGUGUGUGCAACUAAAGAAGAAGAUGUCAGAGAGUUCAAGCCUGGGCAAUAUGUUAAGAUUCGGGAGUUACUGGCAGAUAUUUGUAACAACAAUUCACUUCUGCACAAAGUUUUAUCAGAAAACAUGAGAUGCAUUAAAGAAAGCAUUGAUGGUGCUGGUGAUGAAUGUGCUCAAAAACGUUAUCUAUUUCGCAAGACCUACAUGUCUCAGAGAGAAGUUGAUGAAGAAUCAGCAUCAUUUGAAGAAUUAGUGAAUCUUCACUGCCUACUUCCCUAUCAGAUGAUGUCAUGCGUAAUUGGAGAUAUAUCGCGGAGAUGUGGUGACAUGGCGAAAUCAGCCGUCAUAGAAGUCGCGUUUCGAGCCAACAUUUUACAGUCAGACCGAUGUCCUGCAGAGCAUUUUUCAGGCAUGGUUGGCAUAGUGAAUGACCUUGAACUUCCUGCUGAGCAGAAAGAAGAGAUCCUGCACUUAAUUUCUAGCUACAGUGCUUAUUCUUCGGAAAGAAAAUGACUGGCAUUUUCCCCGUAUUCAUAAUUUUUUGAACCAAAGAUACAAUGUUGAUUUAUAGAAACAUGCAUAACUAUUAUGUUUUCAAAAAUGUUGAAAAAGACCGUUUACUUAUUCAAGUACUUUUUAAAAAGAUUACCAAUGAAGGAAUAAAUGUCAU